Trichoderma citrinoviride is the source of this 669-nucleotide messenger RNA. RefSeq lists its product as hypothetical. The transcript has a single exon. Bases 1 to 669 code for a protein of 222 amino acids. NCBI's taxonomy places the organism in Eukaryota, Fungi, Ascomycota, Sordariomycetes, Hypocreales, Hypocreaceae. The record is from RefSeq and is a predicted model, not a curated record.
AUGUCCCUCCCCCUCGAGCUCCGCUUCCAAAUCUACGCCCACCUCCUCUCCCUCCCCGCCUCGUCAUCCUCCCACCACGCCCUCUCCUCCGCAUCACCACCGUCUUCAUCAUCCGACGAGCCCUCGCCGCACCACGUCCACCCAGCCAUCCUCCUCGCCAACCGCCAAAUCAACUGGGAAGCCACCCCCUUCCUCUACGCAUCCAACAUCUUCAUCGCCCACCCCUCCCUGCUCACCUCCUUCCCCCGCCUGCGCAACUGGUACCCGCCGCUCCGCGAGGCCGCCGUCCUCGUGCCCCGGAUGAUCCGCCGCUUCCACGUCCAGGUCCGCCUCGACCUGCCCCUGCCCUUUGACCGCGAAAAGGCGCGCGACGCCUUCUCCGGCCUCGACGAGCUGUCCGUCGACGUCGUCCAGGCCAUGUUCCUCGGCGUCGACUGCGCCAACCUCGCCGUCUUUGACGCCGUCCGCGGCGUCAAGAGGGUGCGCUUCGGGGGCAGCACGACCGGCUUCGAGGACUAUCUUGCUUGGCUGGCGGAUGCCAUGACGAGCCCCGUCGGGGCGGAGGUGCCGCCUUUUGAGCCCGAGUGCGAAUCGCCCUGGGCGCACAUCUGGAGCGGGUACGAAAAUCUCGUCAGAUCAUCGGUGGUCCAGGUCGAGAAAGUAGAGUAA